Messenger RNA from Dibothriocephalus latus, 939 nucleotides. Lineage: Eukaryota; Metazoa; Platyhelminthes; Cestoda; Diphyllobothriidea; Diphyllobothriidae. The record is from the annotation of a GenBank genome assembly.
GUUUCCGCCUAUGAUACAGACGCAGAGGAGAAUGGCACAGUACGUUUUCGGAUCCGCGCCGGAGAUCCCUUUGACCUUUUUCAAAUAAAUUCAGAAACAGGCGAGCUAUUAGUUGCCAAACCCUAUACUUCCGGGUUCCUUGGCAAUUACCUCCUCUUCAUUGAGGCCUCCGACUGCGGCAGUCCUUCACUGACCACUGAGGCAAAACUGCGAAUCAUCGUGGACGACUCGCCUCCCCUGGGUCAGGUGGAGCGUGACAUUUUCGGUUUCCCCCUGAGUCUCUUCUCCUCGGACGCGGCCGCCAGUCGUAGCAUGAAUCUCUACAUCAUCAUCGCCAUAAUUGUGGCCUCCUUCGUCAUCUCUACUGUCCUCCUGGUGGCCAUCUGUUUGGUCGUGAAGAGGGCACGACGCGACACUCGAUAUCAGCAAGUAAAUCAGGCCGGAGCCAUUUACAAUGGCGCAGUUGGCGCGGAUGGGAAUGGGUUUAUCAAGGCCAUUCCGAUACCGAUAACUACCAGCAGCUACACGCGCAGCGAUACUGUAGAGGAUGAAGAUCAAUCAGAAGCCCAGUACCACUUCCUGACAAGUCAAGUGGGUUCGGCCAACGGGUACCCCUUCGAUGACGGCAGUAAUUGCUUUCAACCCUCCUAUCGCACACACGACCGAGCAGACCUGAUGACACAAAAUAUGUGCCACUCCGUUCUCCACGAGCUUCCCAAGUUUGCGAUUAUGCCAAAUGGUCAGGUGGACAUGAACCCAGGCAUGAAGGUGACCCACCUUACUGCUCAAACGCUUGGUCGCUGCAGUGCACAAGGUCCCAAAAAGUUGCUGCUUGGCAGGGCUUCCGACGAGAGUCCUGUGAAUCGCGCUGAUAGACGGAUCAACUUUUUGCAUAGGUCUUUCAGCAUCCCCCUCUCCACCCAGCUUGCGGCAGUAUAA